CAUAAUCUCCACUCAGCAGGUCAGCUAGCUAGCGCCGCUUCAAGUCGAGUUGGGAGGAUUUAACACAAGCUUUUAAAACUAUGUAUCGUCAGGAAUAUGUUCUGCAAAUUGUUUCAACUUUAAUCCUCCCGCGUCUACAUGUAAAAGCAAAGUCCAGUUUAAGUCGUAAACUUUCGGAACCUGAGAGAAACACGGCCUCCCAAAACUAGAAAUGUCAAAUCCCAUGCUAAGCUAAGCGGCUAACGUCAGCUACCGUUAGUAUCACGUAAGUGCGAAACUUUUAACCGUCUUCGUUUGGGUUUAACUUCACCUCAGAGGUCAUCCAGGUUCUAAGUAAAGGAAUUACUCUUUUGGAUCUCACUGUGCAUGAAGCACUCCCGAGGUUGUGGUGUCUGAUUGCUGCGUCGCCUUGCUCAUCCUGCCGCUCAUCAUGUCCUCCACCUCCUCCUCCUACUCCUCCUCGGGAGAGACUAGUCCGGAGGAUCUACCCCGAGGUGGGGGCACUAUCCGAGUCUACCUCCCAAACAAGCAGAGGACAGUGGUGAAUGUUCGCCAGGGACAAACUGUGCACGAGAGCUUAGAUAAAGCCCUCAAAGUGAGAGGCCUAAGCCAGGAGUGCUGCGCUGUAUUUCGCCUUCUUGAAGGCCGUAAGAGACUGACAGAUUGGGACACAGACAUCACUCCUCUGGUCGGAGAGGAGCUUUUAGUUGAGGUCUUAGAUGAUAUUCCACUUACCAUGCACAACUUUGUACGGAAAACCUUCUUCAAGCUGGCUUACUGUGAUUUCUGCCACAAGUUUCUUUUUAACGGCUUCAGAUGUCAGACAUGUGGAUAUAAAUUUCACCAGCACUGCAGUAGCAAGGUCCCUACUGUGUGUGUGGACAUGGAUACAGUGAGCAAACGGUGUGAUUCCACUACCUGCACAUAUGAGUACCCACAGAUUCUAUUGCCAGAUAACUCCCCUUCGCAGAGCAACCUAGCCUUAACCCCCGAGCCUUCUGGGAUGGACCUCCUGUCCCCGACCUCGGCUUUCCACUUCCCCUUGCCGGCUGGAGACGGCCAGUCUCUACAAAGGCAUCGCUCCACCUCCACACCUAAUGUUCAUAUGGUUAGCACAGUGGGCCCUGCUGGCGUCAGCAUCAUAGAGGAAGCACUAAAAAUGAACAACACAAUAGGUCCUGAGCCCUCGCCGAAGCCCUCCACCAGCCCACCGUCUCAUCUGGGCUCUCCUGGUAGGAGACCUCCCAAGUCUCCCUCAGAGCACAAGGAGCGCAAGUCCUCCUCAUCGGACGAUAAAAAAAAAGUGCACCGAGGGGGCUACAGAGACUCGAGUUACUACUGGGAGGUUCACUCGCGAGAAGUCAACAUUCAGAAGAGAAUAGGAGCUGGAUCUUUUGGAACAGUCUUUAAGGGCAAGUGGCACGGAGACGUAGCGAUUAAGAUCCUUAAAGUCACUGAGCCGACACCCGAGCAGUUACAGGCUUUCAAAAAUGAAAUGCAGGUCUUAAGGAAGACCCGCCACGUCAACAUCCUGCUGUUCAUGGGCUACAUGACUAAGCCCAACUUCGCCAUCAUCACGCAGUGGUGUGAAGGCAGCAGCCUGUAUCGCCAUCUGCAUGUCACAGAAACCAAGUUUGACACUAUGCGUCGCAUCGAUGUGGCCAGACAGACGGCACAGGGCAUGGAUUAUCUUCAUGCAAAGAACAUCAUCCACCGAGAUCUGAAGUCAAACAAUAUUUUUCUCCACGAGGGCUGGACUGUCAAGAUCGGUGACUUUGGCUUGGCCACAGUGAAGUCUCGAUGGAGCGGCUCUCAACAGGUUGAACAACCCAGUGGAUCCAUUCUGUGGAUGGCACCUGAGGUGAUCCGAAUGCAGGACACAAACCCCUAUACAUUCCAGUCUGAUGUAUACGGCUACGGAGUGGUGCUGUUUGAGCUGAUGUCAGGGACCCUGCCUUACUGCAAUAUCAACAACAGAGACCAGAUAAUCUUUAUGGUUGGACGCGGUUACUUGUCUCCAGACCUCAGCAAGCUGUCUAGUACCUCACCCAAGUCAAUGAAAAGGCUCAUCGUCGACUGCUUGAAGUUCAAACGGGACGAGAGGCCGCUGUUUCCACAGAUCUUGGUAGCCAUCGAGCAGGUGCAAGAUCUGCUGCCAAAAAUUGAGCGGAGUCGCUCGGAGCCGUCGCUCCAUCGGGCCGUCCAUGCUGAGGAUCUGAACCCCCUCCUGUUCCACACCACCAGGCUAAUGCCCCUCUAGGCUCACCACAGCACUGGGCAGAGAAGGCCAUCAACCUGUCCGCAACUUCAGCAUUCCAGUGCCUCAGAGAGGCCACAGGCUGACUGUCCUGACAGACCACGAACCCCCAAACUCACCUUCCACCACUGCAAAGCCCCGGAGCUGCAGCACUCAAUGUAAAACACAGUAACUGCAGAAAUAUUAUAACCACAUGUUGAGUCUUAAAGUGUGUCGUCUUUCCCGUCAAACAAGUGACAAAGGUCUGCUUAUUAGGUGAUAUAACUGUCUUGUGAAUCUCAAAGUGAGACAGAAUGCUUGUUGCCAGUCCACUAGAGAAAACUCAUCAAACUGCUCGGGUCGCUUUACUAACGUUUUUUAAUAUAUUAGAUUAUUCGGAUUGCGCUGACGCCGCAAAAUGGUGUUGAACCAUGAUCAUUAGUAAAACAGUCCUUCUUAUACAUCUUAUGGGGCACUUUAAUCGUAGCCAAAGAUUUGAAUCAGUUCACGACCACAAUCAUCGUAUGUCAAACGCUCACUUGUCAUGUCUGUUGCCAUUUGAAUGGAACCCGAGAUUUAAAGAUCGUGAUUGGAAACCAACCUUAGUGCCAAGUUUGAGGUGGAAAAUAUUUCACAUGCAACCGAUCUGACCGUAGCAACAUGAGAAAAUUGAAGCCCUGCAUAGUUUGGUCAACUAUGCAUAACUCUUAAAGCAGAGGUUAACAAUUACGCCUGAUGUUACUUGUGCAUUGAAUCAGAACAGAGUUCUGUUGUGAGCCGCGCAGGUUCUAUGUGAUGGGUGUGGACUCCUAUCUGCUACUUGAAGAACUACAAAAAUGGUUGACUCAGUGUUAGCCUAAUCAUGCAGGACCUUAUUGAUGUCUACUAGUAUUGCGACCGAAAAUAUGAAUACGCUUUACACCUACAGACAUUGUAAACACUUUGAGAGAAGCUGUUUUAAUUUUCUUCUUUCUCUGCUGAGUUUUAAACUGUAUGAAUUAGGAACAAGACAACAACAGAUCUGACUCAGCUGGUCAAACUCUUCAAAGUAAAGUACCACAUCAACAGAGAGUCAGGACCCCUCUGAAGAGGAUAAAACGUUAAAAUGAAACGCAUGUUAUGUUUUUUAACUUGUUCCACUGGGACUCAGCUCGGAUUAUAAAUAUGCAGUUUGUUCUGGAUUUCAUGAUGAUUUCAAAUCUUUGCAGGUUCUGAGACAAACCCCUUCAAACAUCACAUCAUACUUUUCAAAAUAACAAAAUGUUGGUACACAUAAAAAACCUGUUUGAAGAGAGAGCUGAGGUUAAGGUCCCUUCUUUAAGUCCCUAUACUGAACACAAAUAUUAAACCAACACUUACUUCCCUGUUUUAUAAGUUUAAAUUAAUACAACAAGACUUUUUCUGUUCACGAGAGAGAAUAAAUCUAAAUUGUUGAAAUCCAUGGUAAGCAAUUCGGCUUUGCAUGUAGUCCCUCCACUCGUUACAUGUAACCUUCUAAUGAUUUCACAUCCCUCUACAAAAUACACACAACAAAUGCUCCAGAUGUUGCAGAUUUCCAGGAGCGUGCAGUAGACGGGCUGACUGCAGCGACGUCUCUAAUAAUUCAAACCCAGGAUCCCCAUAUCAGGCAUCUUCACCUGCAAGAUUGGCUGAGGCAGUGUUCUGUCUGAUAAAAGAGAACAUUUCAAAUAGUCUCCCUUUUUAUUAACCCGUCAAAGACCCCAAUGUGUUACAACUGUUGUCAACUAGGCUUACUAAAACGGACACAAACAAUUAGGAACAAUAGUUUUUGAGAGAAAUGAAAACGAUCUCCAUUUUUUUGUCGUUAUCAAAAGAUUCUGACAUCAUGUCAGCUCAAACACAUCAACAUGUGCAGCUCAUUGAAGGACAGAUUUAUUUUCAGUCAUCUGUUUCUCGUCACAGUUUUAACGAGGACAUCAUCAGACUGCAGGUGUGAAGAUUUGACCUGCAUUGUUUUCUCUAAUAAUAUGUAUCCUCGAGAGAAAUGAACAGAAUUUAGUGAAUAGAAGUCUUAAUGUCAAAGUGACUGCUGCUUCAUACACACAGGAGCACACAGCUUCAGGUCACUCGCACUCGAGUCUUAAAAGUGAAUUCAAACGCUGCGACACAGUCACAUGCAAACAUGCACACUCAAACUACACGCAUUCAGUAUCAGACCAGGACGACUGCAAACAACAAGUUCCUGCUCCUUUUUAAACGACAAAACUGACAGAAGAGUUCAGAAAUCAAUAUUUAGUGGAAUAACUCUGAUGUCACUAGUCUCACUUUGCUGUUGGGUUAUGCAACUCUAGGCGCAAAAAGUCCAGCAGCUAGUGCGUAAAAUGACAGUGUUAGUCUUCACUCUGCUUCCAAUAUCCCAUCAUGAGUUUUCAGAUUCAGUCGUACUUUUAGUGUAUCGUACCUACAGGCUGGGUAAAAGUGUCACACAUUGAAGAUCCUCCUGAAACUAAAUCAGUCGUUACCGCGCCAUGAGAAGGACAUGCGUAUUGAAAGACGUACUUCUGUUACGGCCUCCUAAACAAGAAAAUAAUUAAACCAAGGCUCAGAAGCUGGAGACGGAAACGUACAAGGACGCCACACAGAAUUAAGUUUAACCCUGAGCUGUUUUAACCAUUAAAAAAAAAAAAAAU
Labrus bergylta (ballan wrasse) is the source of this 4887-nucleotide messenger RNA. RefSeq names its product A-Raf proto-oncogene, serine/threonine kinase (gene araf). Gene Ontology annotation, cellular component: cytoplasm. The record is from RefSeq and is a predicted model, not a curated record. Gene Ontology annotation, biological process: Ras protein signal transduction; protein phosphorylation. Gene Ontology annotation, molecular function: protein kinase activity; ATP binding. Lineage: Eukaryota; Metazoa; Chordata; Actinopteri; Labriformes; Labridae.